Messenger RNA from Nicotiana attenuata, 1516 nucleotides. Its product is annotated as zinc-finger homeodomain protein 6-like. The record is from RefSeq and is a predicted model, not a curated record. Lineage: Eukaryota; Viridiplantae; Streptophyta; Magnoliopsida; Solanales; Solanaceae. Gene Ontology annotation, cellular component: nucleus. Gene Ontology annotation, biological process: regulation of DNA-templated transcription; regulation of developmental process. The coding region runs from base 335 to 1255 and encodes 306 amino acids. Gene Ontology annotation, molecular function: transcription cis-regulatory region binding; DNA-binding transcription factor activity. The transcript has a single exon.
UUUAAAUACUCUACGCAAGUGCAACCCAACCCACUCUUAUAUAUGCUUCCCUUUCAUGGGGUUUGAUGGCUCUAAGGAGACAAAUAACCUUCUUUUUAAUUAAUUGUUUUCUUCAUUAAUAACGCCCCUUUCAAAUCCCUUUAUUUUCUCUGAGCUUCUGUCGUUGCGUAUAGGAGGGAAUUAUAAGAUUCAGACUUAAGACAGGGGUCAUGUUGUGGGUUUAAUUAGCACUCAUAGGUGUUCACAUCAGUUGAAUCAAUCGGUCUAGUGUAUCAGAACAGAUUACUGUGUAAUUAACACAAAAAACAAAGAUUAGAGUUAUAUAUAUAUAUAUAUGGAACAGAAAGGCCAAGAAAAGGAAAUGGGCAUGCCAAAAUCCAUGGGUUAUAAUCCAUCUCAAGUCCACCAACAUGAAUCUUCAAGUUUAUCAGAUAGAAGAAAUGAAAAGGCAGGCAGUGGAAAUGUCAUUCUCAUCCCUAUCCAAACCCUAAAUAAACACAAUCACCAUUCCAAAAAUGGGCAUAGCCAACAAAAUUCACAUCAAUUAGAAGAAGAAAGGGAUCCAAACCUGGAUCUUGAUCCACUUACUGCAGCUAACAAUAGAGCACAACUACGACCACAAUCGACAACCUCAGGAAAUGGCACGACCACGACCACGACAAGCUCAUCAGUUAGAUACCGAGAGUGUCUCAAGAAUCAUGCUGCAAGUACGGGAGGACAUGUCCUUGACGGAUGUGGCGAAUUCAUGCCAAGCGAAGAAGAAGAAGGUACCCCACAAGCGCUAAAGUGUGCAGCUUGUGAUUGUCACCGAAAUUUUCACCGGAGAGAAACUGAGGCUGAGACGCAGAUAGCUCGCGCAGGCCCCCCAUAUUCUACAUUCAAUCCAUCAACACAUAGUAGCAAUUACUGCCACAAUUAUAAGUACUCCCAUAGUACCGGGCCACCAGUGAUGAUGAUGACUUUUGGAGGGAAUUCUGAAUCAUCAAGUGAGGAUCUAAAUUUGUUCAAUUCUAAUGUCGGAGGAGGACAAGUUGUAACGCAACCUAAUUCGAAGUCGAAGAAGAGAUUUAGGACAAAGUUCACAGCGGAACAAAAAGAGAGAAUGCAUGAAUUUGCUGAGAAGGUAGGAUGGAGUAUACAGAAGAAAGACGAACAAGAAUUGCAACAUUUCUGUAACGAAGUGGGUGUCAAGAGACAAGUUUUCAGAAUAUGGAUGCACAACAGCAAACAAGCAAAUAAGAAGAGACAAAUGUAAGACAUCAUUACUGCUAAUUAAACCUUGUUUUAGAUCAAAUUAGAUUCUUUUGGGGACUAAUUUCUUUGUGCAUAAAUCAAAGAGACAAGAACAAACGAUAUCUCGAUACAAUUUAUGAACUCUAAUUAGCAGCUUAAUUAGAUGGUUGAGUUGUAAGAUCGUAUUUUCCCUCUUCCUAAUCAUAAAAUCUCAGCACAUGUGUGUUUAGUACUACGGAAGUAAAUCUUUUUUAUCCCAAAAGUGACUAAUUUUUUAGUGCUU